Messenger RNA from Etheostoma cragini (Arkansas darter), 3349 nucleotides. RefSeq names its product SMC5-SMC6 complex localization factor 1 (gene slf1). Bases 326 to 2974 code for a protein of 882 amino acids. The record is from RefSeq and is a predicted model, not a curated record. Lineage: Eukaryota; Metazoa; Chordata; Actinopteri; Perciformes; Percidae. Gene Ontology annotation, molecular function: protein binding. The transcript is spliced from 18 exons. Gene Ontology annotation, biological process: positive regulation of double-strand break repair.
CCAAAAUAGUUAGAUGCCGUGAAUGUGUCAACACAUGGCGGUUAGGCAGUGAUCUCGCCUGAUGGAUCAAACACACAUAUCGACCUUUUAUCAACACUGGUGAGCAAAGUCGUCACGUAUAGGAGUUGAGGAAUUGAACAUAAUUUUGGAAUAAGCAGUCAACUGCUGGUACACAGCACCGCUCACGUUAUUGGAUGUCUGGGUGAGCGUCUGAGUUUUGGCGCGCCCGAACAUAACUGGGAGGAGACAGAUCAUCGGUGGUGUGAGGGUCGGUACCUGGUCGAUCGAUCAGCUGUAGUUAACACAACUGGAAAUCUAAUACUAGAUGGCGAGCUCCACGCACGUUUUCCAGAUCUCUGGGAUUAAGAUCCGCGAUAAGAAGAGAGUUUUGGUCCAGAAAAUCCAGCAUCUGGGUGGAAAAUACAUUGGUGGCUCAGUCUAUCAGCACACCAUCACACAUCUGAUAAUCCCUCAGGUGUUGUCCAGCGAGAAGUUUUUGGCAGCCUGUGCUGCAGGAAAGUGGGUUGUGACUCCAGACUAUGUGCUGGACAGUGUUAAGAAUGGCUCCUGGCUCCCAGAGGGGCCCUAUGAAGUUGCCAUUUCCACAGGUGCCACGUCUUCCGUCUACCCGGUCAGGCAGUGGAGGGAGAAGGUGGCCAGUGGGAGAGUUACAGGGGCCUUCCAAGGCUGGAGGGUUCUCCUCAUGGUCCAAGAGCCCACCCGUAGGGCCAUGUUCAAACGGCUCCUAAAAGCAGGCAGGGCCCAGGUAUACCACUGCCCUCCACCCUCUCAUGCCUCUGUUACUCAUGUCAUGGCUAAACCCAUCACAGAGGACUCCAAAUACCACAAUGCUCCUUGCUACCCUGUUAGCCACAUUGUCCAGCACCUCUUUGGGAGCAAUUGUGUGGAUAUGAACCUCAAUAUAACGGAUGAUGAUCCAGCAGAGACAAAGAAGUCCAGUUUUGUUGAUUUGGACUUCUCCAAACUGGAGACGGACCUCAUGGAAUAUGCCAUCAAACAGGAGGCCCGGCCAAGACUGUUCUUUCUUGAAUUUCUGGGUUACCAUGACCCGUACCAUCUCCAGUCCCAGGCUACAGAAACAGACUUCAGCAAUGUUGGUAGUAUGAUAGAGUGCGGCCUCUUCAUUGAAGCCUUGGACUCAAUUAGAGGUGCUGUGUUCCCAGGCCUGCUGCCACCAGCGGCAUACUUGGUUUCCUUCCUAGAAUACGCACAGCAGGGUAGUGCCACGUCUGUCUUCCUGAGAAAUUUCCGGCAGGUCAUGUACAGCCUACUUAUUACCAACCCUCCCUGGCUGGCUCCCAUUGGAGUGAAGAAAUAUUUCACCCAGGUGUUGCAGUGUCCUCGGUGUAAAACAGGCCUGUGGCCUUUUCUGGAGACGGCCAUCAGUUACUGCCUGUCCAGUGAGGUCACCUGUCACCCACUCCCUGGACCGGCCCUGCCUACACUGUUACAUUUCCAUAGUGACCUCCUGGCAUUUUUCCUCAAGCUCUUCCAGGGGGAACUCCACUCUGUCACAACCGGGGACUUUGUGCUGCCUGUGGGAACAGGGGUCUCUAAGGGUUCAGCAUCAGGAUCUUUACUGUAUGGAACCUUCUGGACUGUGUGGGAGCGCUCCACGCUGUUGUCCAAAGCUGUGAAACAACUACUCCAGCUCUUAGUAAAGGCUCUCAUUGAGGACGCUAAAAGGGAUGAGAAGCAGAAGCUGCAUUUGGCGGACACCCUGCUAGACCUCCUGUCUGUUUUGGUGGAGUUCUGGUGUCAGCAGCACUUCAAACUCAACCAGAGCCUGGUUGAAAAGGGGCUAAAAGACCUAGCAGAGUAUUUUGCUGUCAUCAGCCAGGAUGUGUCUCCAGUGGACCUGGCAGAACAGCUGGCUGUCAGGAUUCGCUCCACCAGACUUAAGUUGGCGAUAGUGGAUGCUAUAUUCAGGAAUGUUUGUUGCAGGAAUGGAUUCACAGUUGGAGAUGAACCCCUGUCUCUCAAGAAAGUGGUGAUGUCUUACCUGCCUGCUCUUGGAAGUUUAGCUCAGAGUCCCACCAGUGCUAGCCUCAGGACCAGACCCACCUACCACAGCUGCACCAGCCAGGGGACAGGCUCCAGUGCUCAGAGUUCACUGGUGAAUGAAACAAACCUAGAGCAAGAGAACAUCCCGAGAGGUCUGAACAGAGUCAACGCAGCAGGAGAGACCCUCCUCCACAGAGCUUGCAGAAAGAACCAAGUGGAAACAGUGCUUCAGAUCCUGGCGCUUCCUGGCACAGACAUCAACGUUAAAGACCAUGCAGGCUGGACGCCCCUGCAUGAAGCGUGCAACCACGGCAGCGUUGCGUGUGUGGAGGCUUUGCUACGUCACCACCCUGCACCCGUGCUUAAUAACCAGGUGUGUGGAGUCAGUCCACUGCAGGACGCCGUGCUAAACGGACACUUGGACAUCGCCAAAAUGCUACUUGAGCAUGCAGGCUCCGUUCUCCUAGAGCAGACUGACAGAGACGGGCUUACUGCACUGGAACUGGUCUCUGCAACAAGUCAGAGAGAGGAGCUCCUCCACAGUGCUCAGAUCGGGGACUCAGCCCAGAGAAACAAUGUUACUAAGGUGUUGAACCUGCCCCUGCUGGAGGCCGGAUCCUCUCUGCUGGCCCACCUCAUUUUCUCCUACCGGAAAGAAAAGGGUCUGCCCGGCCACCUGCAGCCCAGAGACAAGCCCUACAGCCUGGGCUACAAGCUGGUCCGGGCCCUGGAGACACACUCAUACCAAAAGGUGACUUUGGGCUGGACAGACCAGCAGGCGGUGAGGCUGGUGGAGGAUGCAGAGACACUGCUGGAAUUCAGCAGAGGGAGUUACCUGGGCCAGGUGUCGCAGGCAGUGAAAGAGUGCAAAGGAGAGAACACAAUGUUCCUAAUGGAGAUACUAGAAGAUCUCAAGGCCCGGGGGAAAGAACUAGUGGCUGCUUUGUGACAACACACCGAGAAAGAAUUGAUUGUGCAACCUUUGAUUGAAAUGCUAACAAAAGGUCAUCUGUGUCGGUUAUAGACAGGUAAAUAGGAAAGCACGCGUUUUGAAGUUAGCGGUGUGUUUAUUUCUACGGAGAAAACAUUUAUUUACUAACUACGUGGGUUGUAUAUUGUCGGCCACCUUGUUAAUAUUACUUUUCACAAAUAGAAAAAUGGCCCUAAAAAUGUAUUUUUGUUGCAUGUUUGUAUGUCAAUACGAUAACUUGUGCAGCGACUGAUACUACCUCAGGUUCUUCUUUCUACUGAUACUUUGUUAAAAGAGAAUUAUUCCUUUUUUACAUGCUAACUAUUAUUUAUCACAAAAUAAAGUGAAAUACCU